CGCCUCCAACCAGUCCAUUGCCGUUACCAGUGCCGUGCAGUUGAUCGUGCCAGACAUGUGCAAUAGUUCUAGGUGACCUGGCAGUAAACGUUGGAAAUCACUUUCGCUAAAAUGAUCGAAUAAGGUACAUUGCUGAGCUUCAUUCUAUCGUUUCAUCAAAAGACGCAGAAGCUGCAGUGCGUCGUCGUUGAGGAACUCCCAAGCUAUCAUCACUGUCGCCCGUGUUUUCCAAUAUACUCCAAGACAUCACGUCUUACAGGACGACACCGAGGGCAGCGAUGAGCGGCAGCGGCGGUUACCCGCGCCUGGGCAGGCGUUUCGCCACAGGAGUGUGCCUGGCUGUGCUAAUACUCGCAAUUCUUGCUCCUGCCGAAGCCCAGAAGAAGAAAAACAAGAACAAAGCCGAGGCAGUAGAUGCCCCAGCCGCCAACAUAACGGAAACUUUGGAAGACGAUAAACCAACUGGUCCUCCGCUGACCGGAGACCCCCAGAAAGACUACAUCUAUGACCCCAACCUUCCUCAUGAGCUUAUCGGCUAUGACCUCUCGAACUACCCCUUCUACAAGCGCGUCCCCAAAGAGGGGCACAACUUCACGUGCGACGACAGGCACGACGGCUUCUAUGCGUCGGUGCCGCACAAGUGCCAGGUGUACUACAACUGCCUGUUCAGUCAGCGGUACGACUUUCUGUGCCCCAACUACACCGUCUUCGACCAAGUCAACUUCAUCUGCCACUACGCGAGCGAAGUGGACUGUAACAACUCAGAGCGAUAUUAUGCCAGGAAUGAGGAACUCUACGUGACGACCACGACGACAACACAAGCACCGAAAAUCGUUUACUUGGACCGCCCGCGCCCUCGGCCUCUGCGGCCCUUGAACAGACAACCAAAUCUUCCCAAGAGACGUCGUCCACAAAUCAGAGUGGGGCCAAAAAAUAACGCAGGUGCCAAGGACCCCGCGCCGGUGGAGACGGCUGACACCGUCGACACGGCUAACGACUACUAUGAUACCGCAGACUACUAUGCUGACGAGAACUACGAUGAUUACUACUACGAUGACGCAGCCCAGACUACAACAACAUCUACAACCACUACAGUGAGGCCCCUCAAGAGGAGGAAUAGGCCUGGAAGUGGACCUAGACGGGGAGGGACAGGGGGAAGGAGACGCCAGCGACCGAGGCAAGACGGAGUCAAUGGAGGAGGUGGUCGACGACGAAGAAUAAGAACCUCGACCACAACUGCCGCACCUGUAAGCUAUGACUAUUAUGACGACUAUUACUACGAUGACUACGAGGCAGAUCAAGGUCAGAAAAUUAAAAAUGAACCGGCAAUACCAACUACAACGACUACUGCAGAGCCGCGGGUCAAACCCGGACAAAGACGUCGACCCAGUUUUCAAAGAGCUCAAAACAUUCCAGGAGAAGAACCUGAGAACACAGAGGCUCUUCCCCUAAUAGAUCCUCUGGAAACCACUAGAGAGGAAGCACCUGUUGCUCCUAAGCCCGCUGAGGCUGAAUCACCUGCAACAUUAGAGGAAACACCGACUACGAGUGGACAAAUUAGGAGUCAAAACAAACCCACUGCCCAGCGUAUCCGAACUCGGCCAGUCAACUCGAGAGGGUUCGCGGUCGUUGACGGAGGUGCAAAUGCCGAAACUAUUGUCGACGAAGCUAUUGUUACUGAACCUAAAGAACCUGCUCAGGAAAGUCUGCAAGACCGCAGGCAGAGGUUAGGACUAUCGCGCAGAGGGCCGCCCGCGUCUACAAUUCAGGCCGACGCAGCCUCCACUCCCGUGGACGACUCUGUGGCGCUUGAGGAAGAAGAACCUGUUCCUCAGGCUGGUAGAGGCUUCGGUGGGAGAAGGUCGAGAUCAUAGAUAUAUAGUUAUAGUAGUUUUCAGUUGUUUUAACGUGUAUAAAGGCUAUUAUAUUGAUUGAAUAUGAAACACAUGACGUUAACAUACUUGAUAUUCACUAAAAACCGCUGGUUUCCUGGAGAAACUCGAAUGGAUGCGAAUUUAUCAAUGUACUUUUAUACAAAUUUAAUGCGAUCAACGCAUAAAUCCUUUCCAUUGUUAUAAGCUCUCUGUAACACAACAAAUUGUCAACCUUUCGAAAUUAACAAGCCCUCAGUUAUGUAAUUUUUGCUAUUUCAUUAUCAUAAACUCAAUAAGACUUAGUAUUUCUGUAAAAAAUUCUGU
Molecule: messenger RNA, 2198 nt
Organism: Hyalella azteca
Lineage: Eukaryota; Metazoa; Arthropoda; Malacostraca; Amphipoda; Hyalellidae
Exons: 5
Coding region: 279-1874 (531 amino acids)
Cellular component (GO): extracellular region
Molecular function (GO): chitin binding
Source: RefSeq, a predicted model, not a curated record